Molecule: messenger RNA, 603 nt
Organism: Seminavis robusta
Lineage: Eukaryota; Bacillariophyta; Bacillariophyceae; Naviculales; Naviculaceae
Source: the annotation of a GenBank genome assembly
AUGCAAGCAUUCCGUCAGGAGUAUGGCCUUCGGGGCACGGUGGCGGAAGCCACGCAACUGCUAUGGGAGUAUGUUCAUCUGAUGCCCGGGCAUUUUCUCAGCUUUUCCUACUCCUAUGACCACGGCUCGUAUGUCUGUUGUUGCGAUGCCAAAAAGUUUGAUGAAAGUGUAUUGACGUCAGAGGAAAAAUGGAGGACAUGCCUUUGCGGGGUCUACCUGUUGUACCAAGCAUUGAAUGCGGACAUGAUGAGCAUCCGGAACGGGGUGAUAUUCGUGUACGAGUGUGAGGGAUUUAGCCUCGGUAGCAUGAGUAUGAAAACCGCCCAACGACUGUGUACGGAGGUCUACGGCUCUUAUCCAACACUCACCAAGCAGAUGAAGUAUUUCCAUUCUGGCAUGGUCUUCAACGUGCUCCUUUCCUUUUGCAAGCAGUUCUUGCCUAGAGAUUUGAAAUCCAAAUUCGAAACCGGAAACUGUUUUGAGGGAAGACUUGACACCUAUUACCUCGUUCCCAACUUGGAAUCGUCACACGCACGAUUUUAUGCCCGAAUAUUGGAAACUAUCACUCGACGAUACCAUGAAGAAGAAGUCUUCCGACUGUGA